GACUUUUCGGUUAAGGGGCCAGGGCCACGGCAUUGGUGAAGCUUUAUCGAUACCAACGGACCAACCAUUGCCAAUUAGUCAUAUCUAAUGGCAACCAAAUUAUCUAAUUUGGCAUCAACAUUUUGUUUCUCCUCCAAUUCCAUCAACGCUACCAGAUCAUUAUUAUUUGUAACAUACCCAACAACAACUACAAGAAUUCGAAGCUUCCCAUAUGAUAUUGGGCAUUUUCGAGGAACUCCAUUACUUCCUGCAAUUCGAGCUGCUUCUGGCCCCAAUUCUCCUGAACCCACUUCUCCUCAGGAUGACUUGACCUACCUGUUGAAGUUAGUUGCUGGUUCCGUUUUCGGUGCAGCCUUGAUUAAAUACGGCAGUGCUAUCGUCCCGGACAUCACCAAACCCAACAUCACCCAGGCUCUGUUGAUGAUAUCAACUCCUGUUGUCAUUGCUGUUUUGCUUUUAUUCAAUGGAAGCCGUAAAGAAUGAUCCCUCAUUAUGUUAUAUUAGGAUGUAGAAAUAAGUACUACAUUUUUACUUUGGAUUAAUAAACCUUGAAGCAAUGUGAACAGUGGUGGAGCCACGAAUUAAACUGAGAUUCACUUAUAAUUUUGAAUUACUAGCAAUUUUAUGUAAUUAAUCAAAGCUUAUUACAAUAAUUUGACCGUGAAAUCUUAAA
Beta vulgaris subsp. vulgaris (sugar beet) is the source of this 673-nucleotide messenger RNA. RefSeq lists its product as hypothetical. The record is from RefSeq and is a predicted model, not a curated record. Bases 88 to 483 code for a protein of 131 amino acids. The transcript has 2 exons. Gene Ontology annotation, cellular component: chloroplast. NCBI's taxonomy places the organism in Eukaryota, Viridiplantae, Streptophyta, Magnoliopsida, Caryophyllales, Amaranthaceae.